AGGAAGAUCUGAGAACCGCAGACAUUAUAUUUUUUCUCAGUAGCACUAUAAUAUUUACAGAAUGAAACAGAAAAUAGUGAAUGGGGUGUAAUGAAUGACCUUCCUUUUCUGCUUUGCCUUUGUAGAAAGGCUGUGCACAGCUCAGAAAGGAAACUGACCCACUGCAGGAAAUUAUAUGGGAAGAAAAUGCAUUCUUGGAACCAUGUUCACAUCCAGAGCAACAAUUUUACCUUUGGCAAAACUCUCUCACAUCACGAGGUACAAGGAACAGCUAUUGCAAUGCUUGUUAGUGCAGUGAUGCUGAAAACAGCCUGACAUUUCUAGUCGAUCAAAAGGGAAAAAAUAACCUCAGCUAUGGAGAGAAAACGACAGCUACAGAAAAGGGAAUUUGGGAAAAGACUUUCUCUGGACAGCAGUCUUGUGGAAUAUAUGGACUCCAACAAAUACAUCGAGCAUUUAGUGACUCAGCUGGAAGAGCAGCGCUGGAAUUUAUGGAGGGAGAAGCUGUGUGUGGCUCGGCUGCAGAGGGAAGUUGCCCAGAGUAAAAGCGAAGGAGCCAUGCGUGAGAAGCUGAUACAUGAGUUGGAGGAAGAAAGACAUUUGAGACUUGAGAGUGAAAAAAGAUUGCGGGAGGUGACGCUGGAGUCGGAGCGGAGCAGGGCUCAGAUGCGGGGGCUGCAGGAGCAGUUUUCCAGAAUGGAGGAGACAGUGAGAAAUCUGCUCCAGAACCAAGGAUCCCCAGGCCAGCAUGGAGAAGGAACUGUCAAUAUCAUGAAGGUAUAUCAGGAAAAGCUGUCAGAAGACAGUAGAAGAUGCAUAGAAGGCAUGGAAAAAAUUCGCACACUGGCAGAUGAAGAUUCAAGAAGUGAAAGCAGCAGCACUGAGGAGGAAAAGGAAAAAACAAAAUUGCUCUUGGAGCGUUUGAAAGCUCUGGAGGCAGAGAAUUCAGCGCUGGCUCUGGAAAAUGAAAAUCAGAGAGAACAGUAUGAAAGAUGUCUCGAUGAGGUAGCUAAUCAGGUUGUUCAGGCUCUACUUACUCAAAAGGGUCUGAGGGAGGAAUGUAUAAAGCUGAAAAUGAGAGUUUUUGAUCUGGAACAACAGAAUCGAACUUUAAGUGUGCUUUUCCAGCAGAAAGUCAAACCAGCUUCUGACCUCCUCCUUCAGAAACUCCAUUCACGCAUCUUGGACCUCUCAUCUGGGGAUUUGCUUCCAGAAGUGGAGCGAAACCGAAGCCUGGUGCAGGCUCGAAGUGCUGAUGCUCAGAUGCUCGAAUACCAGCAGAAUGUGAAAUCCAGCAUACCUGUCUUGAAAUGCCAAAGUCAAUUAAAUAUGACAGGCUCUAGCCGCCUGUAUCCUCGGAGCAGCUGCAGUAGCAGUGAACUCUCCCUCUCAAGUGCUUGCAGCGAAUAUUCCAGUGGUUCCUCCUACACUUGGAAUGAUGGAAAGACAAGCAAAAGGUCAUCCGUGAGAUGGGACAAAAGAAUAAGCAUUGGUUCUUCGCUCCCAAGCAACCUCUCAAGUCCUGCAGAUGAUCUACCUCCAACUCGUAUCAAGGAAAACCAUAUCUUAGAAGGGCUGAAGAAAUUGCAGGAGCAAAAAAUAUUGCUUGAACCACCUUCAGUAAUAUCAAAAUGGGGUUACAAAGAUUGCAUGAACUCCAACGAAGGAAUAUAUUCCCCUGGAAUUAAGUGUGGUGGCCAUAAUGAACAGACUCAUUGUAAGCCAAUGGAAAUGGGAAGUAUUUGCAUUGAGCACAACAAAACUUUCUCUUAUGAUUCAGAUUCACAUGAUGAUGCAGAUGAUGACUCUUCAUCCUUACUGUUGCUGCAGGAAGUUCCAAGCAAAGACUGCAGGACCUAUUGUAAUAAAUUAACUCAUAGCAUUUCUGACAGUCUCUUUGACUGGGAUCCUAACAGGAAACAUUUGCCAGAAAGAAGUUCAUUUUUUAAUUCAAAGGAAAGACCUGAGAAAUUAACUAGUUUUGUCAGUGGAUUUCAGGCAGAUGUAAAAUCAUGCACCAGAGCAAAGCUGCCUGAGUUACAGUUAAAUCAAGGCCAUUCUAAUAUGGGCUGGAAGGACUUUAAUUUUCAGCUUUCAGACACUGAUGACAAUGAAGUCUUGGAUGAAUUGCAUAUAGAAAGCAGUGAUGAGAAAAGUCCCUCAGAUUUAUUAGCAACUCCCUUUCCUGAGAAGUAUACAAAGACCCCUGACUUGCUCAAAGUCACGGAGAAUUCUCAGCUUGUAUCUACUGACAAAGAAGAGAGUCAGAUACCUGUUCACUCAGACAUUAGGCCUAAGCCAUGUAAUUUCAUUAAGCAACAAAAGGUUAUAAAAAAGACCUCUUCUGAAGAGUGCAUUACAGUAAUAUACGAUGCUAAGGAUGGUGAGCCAAUUGAAUUCAGCUCACAUCAAACUGGAGUUGUCACUGUAACAAGAGAUGAGAUUUCAAUCAACCAGCCACAAACUACGUCCAGUGCAGAAUACACUGAACUUAUACCUCAGGGAAGAACUGAUUUGCACCCAGGACCCAAUGCUAGAAACCACACUGCUUUAGAAAGGCAGGAAGAUGAAACUGGGAAAAAUACUCAAGAUAAAAAAUAUCUUGAAGAUAAUGCAGGGAAUAAAAAUAAAGUUGUCCCCCUGACCUGUGGUGAAUCUUCACGCUGUGGAAGAGUGACACAGCAAAAUACUUCACGACAGAAACUAGUGAAGCCAGUGUAUGAUGCAUCAUACAAGGCCAAUUCAAGCUCCACUGUGCAUGCAGGAAUCAAUCAAAAGCCAAACACAACUAAAAUACCCAGCAGAGGUAAAUCUUCUCCCCAAAAAACUCUGAUGACUGAGAGUGGGGAGGCACCUGUAGCUCUGUCAGUGGGUCCCACAGCCCUUGAGAAAUCACCUGCUCUGCCACCUGUAAAGCUUUCAAGGUUCAAAAAGGCUCAGAGCCCACCUCGUCAUUUUGAUUCAAAAGUUGAAUUUCAGGUUCCAAAGCCCCCUGCCCACCACCUGCCAAACUUGAAACGUCCUGGCAGAGGAGAUGGGUCAAAGUAUCCAAAGAGUCAGAGUCCAGCAUCACCACUGUUGCCUCAGCACUUUAUAGAGCCCAGCAGCUAUGGGGAGCCUCCAACCAGAGACUUUCAUUGUGAUUUAGCCACUGUAGAAGCCCGGUCUCCAUCCCCACCCCUUCCUCCAGGCAGAUCAACAUCCCUGUUGAUUCGACCUAAUUAUGCUAAUUCUCCACCUUUAGCAGUAAAGUUAGGAGGAGCUGGUCCCACUGAAACAGCAAAAAAUGUACUGAAAUCAUCUCCAUUAAAAGGAACUGUGAACUCUGGCUUUCAUAAUCAAUCUAGUCAUGAAAUGCAAGCAAAAAAUGUAUCUUCUGGGGCCAAAAUUGAAUUAUCUUACCUUCAAGAAAAUGCAGAAGGAAUUAUGCAAAAUACAUGCACAUCUCAGCAGUCCCACAGUGCAUGCCAAGGACUUUCCAAAGUUUCCACAAAGCAAAUCUGUCCAAAAAACCCUAAUCAGGUGGGUCUCCACAGGAAUCAUGAGUAUUCCAGCACAGAUUUUCAAACAGCCAGGUCCUUUUCUCUAGGCUGUCCAUCACUGGAAAGAACUCCUUCACAAGACACAUAUUCCAGCAAAAACAAUAUUUCCAGUGACAGCGGGUUGGAUCAGCUCCAAAAGGUGCCAAACAUUCUCCCCACAACUCCUCAAUGUCACACGACCAGCACAAGUGAGCCUUUGCUAUCUCAGGUAAACAAUUUCCCAUCAAAUCUGUUUCAUGCAGGUGAUGCUGCCCAUCCCUCUCAAAACUCUAAUGAGAGGGGAAUGAAAACCCGUCUCCCUGUAGGACUGAAAUUAUUUGUCAAAUCUCCCCAGCUGCUCCGCAAGAGCUCUACUGUACCAGGGAAGCAGGAAAAAGACAGCAUAAAUGCAGCUUCCAAAAGCAAUGGCAGUUCCAGUAAGUACAAGCAAAGUGAACCUGUGUGUGCAACCUCCAAAGGUGCAACUGAUGCGGAAUUAAAGGGCUCCAAGUCUGAUACUGAAGAAAAAAAUAAUUGUGCUGUGGGAGUUAGUAUGGAUACAGCAUCAGCUCAUUCACACGAAAGCUGCAACUUGGUGGCAGACAGAGGAGAUGGAUUGGAAAACAAAUUAGUUAAGAGGUCUGUUUCUUCUAGCAACAAGUCCCACUUGAAGCCAGCUCUGGGCAUGAACGGAGCGAAAGCUCGUAGUCAGAGUUUCAGCGUCCACAUGGGGGAGAAGCCGUCUGCCCCUGCGACUGAAGGUCUCGGGAAAGUACGGACUCAGAUUAUUACAAACACUUCUGACAGGGGGAAUUCUCUCACAAGGCAGAACUCGGCCAUGGAAGGGCUUCAAAUCAAGGCUCCUCCUGGGACUGCAGUGACACCGGAGGCUCUUUUAUGUGCUACUAAACCCACAGAAAAUUCUUAUCCUAGACAAGGCUCUCUUGGAAAUAUGAGUAGUUGCAAUAGCCAGCAUGGAAGCCCAAGCAAAUUGCCCUUCAGAUCAUCUCAAAAAGUAGACCAAUUUCACAACACUUCAAAAUGUGAAGGAAGCAAACCAUUUUCUCAGAAAGAUGCCCGCAGUCUAUCUGUGCAGAGUGAGAAAAGCACUGAAAGCUUUAAGCAUGAAGCUCUAGGUAAAAGAAGUGUUCUGUCAGCAGAAUUGGAGUUAGAAGCCUCAGCUACUGCAUCUUCCAAGCAAAUUUUGUCCUUCCAAAGCUUUGAUGGAGUGAAGUGUCCCCAUAAACUGGAAGCAACAAAGUCACGAAGACAGCAAAUGUCUUUAAAACUAGCAGAGACCUCUGAGAAGGUUAAUGAUCUUUUGAGUUCACCAUCUCUGCAGCCUACAAUAGAGGAGAAAGUCAUGUUAUGCAUUCAAGAAAAUGUGCAAAAGGGUCAGGGACAAACCAAAUCCCCCACUGUGGAGACUAAACAAAAGACUGGGCCUUCUCUAGCCAGUUGGUUUGGCUUCAGGAAGAGCAAGCUCCCAGCACUGAGUAGCAGGAAGACUGAUGCUCCUAAAAGCAAGGUGGAAAAAAAGGAUGCAAAAGUUUCUGGAUUUGGAAUUAAGCAGGCAAAAUUAGAGAGAAGAAAAGAAAAGAAGAAAACUGAACAACACUGUGAAAUAGAAAAUGAAAUUAACAGGAAAACAGACAAUGGUGACAUUUUAGCCAUGGAGAGCAAAAUUCUGAAGCCUUCCCAAGACCCUCCUGGUGAGAUUGAGUGUGAACAAGUCAGAGGUUCCACCACAGCUGCCUACUCACCAAAAGACAGCUUUAUGAGAGAGCUUUUAAACAGAGUUGAUAAGAAAGCAGCUCAGCAGACAGAAAGUGGAUCAAAUAAUGUUUCCUACAGGAGUGUGUCGAAGGGCAGCUCCCAGGGCUCCUCUCCUCACGGCAACUCUAUCAGCACUCAAGGAAACCACAGGAAAAACAGCAACACAAAAGCUGAUAUGGAAAUGCAGAAUCAGACCCUGGCUAAAGUAGUCACAGAAAACCUGCAAGAAGAAGAGGAGGACACCAUGACAAGGACUACAUGUCAGAGUCAUGUGAUAGAGUCUUGCUGCCAGAUGAGGACGCUGGACAGCGGGAUCGGAACCUUCCCCCUCCCCGACUCGGGGAGCCGAUCGACGGGGAGACACGUUCCUAAGCAAGAGCCAGCCUUGGAAACGGGAAUCUUUGCAGCAUCUGAGCAAGUUCCUCUUCCAGCUCCUUCAGUAAAAGCCAAAACUCUUGAGCGAGAAGUGCCUUCAACAGCUAAGAGCCAGGAGUCUGCGGAAAGCGUAAUUAGUCACUCAACCUCCGAUCCAGCCAUGACUGCCAAAGCUAUACGACCUUUUCAAAGUCGCCUUCCCAAACCAGCUUCCUCAGGAAUAAUUAACCUUGCAAAGCAAAGUGAACAAGAAGCAACUUCUGUGACCUCUGCCUCAUUAGAACACACUGAAGAGACUUUAGAAAAUAGAAAAGUUCUUCCAGAGUGGACCCCCAAGAAAACUACAAAAACAAAGGACACAGCUCUAAGGGUGUGCACGUACUCAGCCAGCAGCACUGACAGUGAGCCAGAGCCAGAGUACAAAACCAGUUAUUUCAGAACUGCAGAGGAGACUCUUGUGGAGUUAACAAAGAGCAGCAGACAAGCUGUGCCAGAAAAACAAAGUCAGAGAAGGUCGUUUUUGGGGAACCCAAUGUCCAUUUUGGAUUUGUACCAACACAGUCUCUAUGGCCAUUUUGGAGAGGAUGGACCUGAACAAUUAGCACAUUACAGUUUAAUUGAGCAGCUGAGUGGAGCUUCCAGUAAAGACAGCAAGAGCAAGGGGAGCCCAAGUAAACUGAAGCAAACUGAAGAAACAAAAGAAGAUUCCCAGAACAGAGUAUCUAGAAUUUCCCUGGAGUCUCUGAAUAAAUUUAACAGCAAUAAUGUACUUUUAUUAGAAAAAGAGAAGAACUGUCUGAACAAGGUUGAAGGACAGAAGGAAGAAAAUGGAAAGAAAGAAGCAGCUUCCUUGAACAGCUCGGGUCGGCAGGACGUGGACAAUUUGGAAUCCUUGAGUGAUUCCCUGUACGACAGCUUCUCCUCCUGCACCAGCCAAGGCUCCAACGAUGUUUAGGACACUUCCCAGUGGGCUGCAGCGUGGAAAUGGAGCUGAAGGCGAGGUGGAGUGAGGAGGGAGAGGAGACUGUUUGAAAAUUCCCCCUGGGGCUCCCUGUGCUGACAUCAGGGUGUUCUGACCUCCCAGCACUCAGCAAUAAGGCGGGGCAGCAUCACGGCGGUGUGAGGGACUCAACACACCCAACACAACGAAUACACAGAAUAAAGUCUUAAUUUUGCACUUUUGUGAAUAUUUGUACAGUUGUAAAUACCUUGGGAAAAUAUAUUUGUAGGGAUACAUGACAGCAAUAAAUAUUAAAUUGGUGCUAUGCUCCUGCAAUGGCAGAUUACUAACUUAAAGAAAUUGGUGUUAAUAUUAACAAGAAAAGUCAGUAGAUUUUUUAAAAAAGAAUUAUAAUUGUCCUAGUCUUAAAACUGUAUGUAGAAACACUGCAUUACCAUAAACUUGAGCCUGCCAGAUUAUCUUUAACAAACUCUCAUGGACUCCCUUUUAGAAAACACUUUAUUUUUUCCUUUUAGUGCAAUUCAAUAUACAGGUAUUCUAGGGAAACAUGCAUUUCAGUUAUUACAACUUCACAACAGGUGUCUUAUUUCAAAAGGGUUUUGACUUUUGACAUGGCAAGAAAAUGAAUAGAUUAAAAGGCCUGAUACUGCUGGCAUUGGCUUCAUCAAUCAUGCACAUAACUGUUUGAGAGAUCAGGGUCAAAGCAAUUCUCUGCUGACACAAACAGGAGUCUUGUAGGAAUGAGAACCACAUAAACCACCCUGUACUUCUGUCUUUUCAACUUCCACCUCCCCUGUACUCAUUUCCCAUCAAAUUAUGAAUGUACCAUACCGUGUUAUCUUUUCUAGUCUCUGUUUGGUCUCAAGUAAAUUCUGAACACUAAAAUUAUUUUUUAAAAAACAAAACAGCUCCUGUUUGUGACACACUAAUAUGUUGGUGCUAACCAGUACUAGUUCAAACAUAUCUUGGAGCAGGGGGACUGGCUUGUAUUGGCUGUUUUUGGUUUUUUUCUACAAAGGUUGUUUAUAUGUAAGGGAGAGUCUAUUUCAAAGGUUCUGUGUAUUUUUUCUAGAUGUGAAGUAUUUAUAACUGCUUUUUGUACAGCAAUUGUAAACUAGAUAUAUUUGGGGUAUUUCUAGACUCUACAGUUUCUUUAGCACAUGCUUGUUAAUCUUUGAAAUAUUGUAUGAUCAGUGUUAAUAUUUUGUGCAAUUUGUUAUAUUUUAAGUCAUUUCUGCCGUAAACUUGCAUCGUCUUUUUCAACUUUUAAGAAAUUUUCAUUGAAACACCUUUCGUAAAUAAAACUUCUCUUGCCUA
This is a messenger RNA of Catharus ustulatus (Swainson's thrush), 7950 nucleotides long. It is a transcript of the gene NCKAP5, whose product is annotated as NCK associated protein 5. The record is from RefSeq and is a predicted model, not a curated record. Gene Ontology annotation, cellular component: microtubule plus-end. Gene Ontology annotation, biological process: microtubule bundle formation; microtubule depolymerization. NCBI's taxonomy places the organism in Eukaryota, Metazoa, Chordata, Aves, Passeriformes, Turdidae. The transcript is spliced from 21 exons. The coding region runs from base 355 to 6627 and encodes 2090 amino acids.